Molecule: messenger RNA, 1102 nt
Organism: Lobosporangium transversale
Lineage: Eukaryota; Fungi; Mortierellomycota; Mortierellomycetes; Mortierellales; Mortierellaceae
Exons: 1
Coding region: 171-890 (239 amino acids)
Biological process (GO): regulation of DNA-templated transcription
Cellular component (GO): nucleus
Molecular function (GO): DNA-binding transcription factor activity, RNA polymerase II-specific; zinc ion binding
Source: RefSeq, a predicted model, not a curated record
CUCUGUUGAUCCUAUUGACCACUCAAUUGAUUCCGUCCAUUAUUCUUCCCCUCUUAAAACUUACUGGUUAUCUUAAUUCGUGUGUGCCGGUGCGGUUACAUGUUUUCAUUCAACCCUAAUUCAAGACCACGCUCUUUUUUUUUAAGUUCCAGUUGUAACUCAUCAUCAUAAUGCCUACAGCACCUGCGACACCGUCUCUACCUCAAGUGUCCUUCGUGAAUUUGUAUUCGGAGGACCCUUGGAAGAAACGUCAGCGGGUCAGAAUUCAGCAAGCCUGCUCGGAAUGUCGCCGCCAGAAAAUAAAAUGCGAUGGUCAAAAACCUUGCAAAUCCUGUAAAAAAAGCGACCGCAAUUGCGUCUACAAUGCCGCGGCCCAUGCGUCUGGUAGUGCUUCGCCCGCAAACAAAGAUGAUCACCAUGAAAAUGCAUCCAAGGACGAUCAUAUGAGCCCAUCCACGUCUGGCGCUUCGGUCUCUGCUUCCACAAGCGUUACAGGCCCUGAGGCAUCGAAUGCAACCAAUUCAACUGAUUAUAACCAACAGCAUGGACAAUCCUCCUCCUCCUCCUCAGCCCAUCCACACUCUUCUCACCCUUACUCUAAACAUCAACAUACUGUUCAUCGAAAUCAUUCUCAUGUUCAGCACAUUCAUCAUUCAAAGGAUGGCCAUGUCAAACAAGAGCCUGUAGACCAUGUUAAACCAUCGCCUCUCCGGAAGGACUCUAAGCAUGACCGCAAGGGCCACGAUCAUAAUAGUGAAAGCAAGGCCAAUAAAAUGCAUGUCAAAGAUAUUGGCAAGUACGGAGUUCCUUUAGACGAGUGGCAAAAACAAGACGAAUCGUCAACCACUUCGAGCCCUGGCAGGAAAACAAGUAAGUCAACACCUUUGUAACCCUGCCCAAGAGUUUAAUUGAUAUUAGGGAUGUAAAUUAUUUUUAUAAAAAAAAAGGUACCGUGGGAGAACGCUGAGGGCGCAAGUCAUAGCCAACAAUGGGUGAAUGAGGUGAUGGGGCGAAAGUGGGCCUUGGGGCUGCAAAUUAAUAAUAAAAUAAAAAGAGCACUGCGGUAUUUGUCUGAUCCAUCCGAAGCGGAGCGCAACCAAGG